UUUGUGAUUAUCGGUGCAGGAGCAAACACAGAUUGUGCGCAUGCGCGUGGCGUCCAUGUUCACGCGGGUCGGACGGUCAGCUCGUCCCAUCAGACCAGGAGGUUCCGAUACACAUGAACCUACAGGAGUGUGUGAGGACGGACUGUCAGCACGGUCCAUAGAUUAACUGUCAACACUAAAGAGCGAACAGUUAGCAUCGAAGAGCUAAAUCUUACCUGCUACCAGCACUAGCCUGCCGAGGCUAGUCUCAGAGCUAACGCUAACGCUGCUUGUUUUGGCUGAAAAGCUAACGUUAGCAUCAACUGAAGAGAAAAAACGUCCAGGUGUAAAGAAAUCUGGCUGCUGCAGAGCUAAACCACAGAAGAAGAAGACGAAGAUGGCUGUGGUGUCAGACAGAGGGGGGAUGGGGGGGGAGCUGAGUCUGGAUGACUGCAGGUGUCCCGUCUGUCUGGAGAUCUUCAUGGAGCCCGUCACACUGCCCUGCACACACACCUUCUGCAAGGAGUGUUUUCUGGAGUCGGUGGACAAAGCGACGCUCUGCUGUCCUCUUUGCAGGAAGAGAGUCUCCACGUGGGCUCGGCUGAACAGCAGGAAGAACACGCUGGUGAACCAGCAGCUCUGGACUCAGAUCCAGACGUGCUUCCCUCUGCUGUGUCAGAGACGAGUCAGUGGACAGGACGACAACAGUGAGGAUGACCAGCAGCACACAGGAGUCUCAUUGGGUUUUCCCAGAGUCUGUGAACCAGGAGAGCUGAGGCAGGAAUAUGAGGACCAGGUGACCAAACUGACGGAGGAGAAGCGGGUGCUGGAGGAGGAAGAGCGGAGGGCCAGUGAGGAGUACAUCCAGAGGCUGCUGGCUGAGGAGGAGAAGCUUCUGCAGGAGGAGAGGAGGAGGAAGGAAGAAGAUGAGAGGCUGGCUCGACUGCUCAGUGAUCAGCUGAACUCCCCUGUGGUCUCUCAGGAGAACCCCCGGCCUGCUGAUGCCACUCCAGCCAAGAAAAAGAAGAAGAAGGAGGAGGUCGGACAGAUCGAGAAGUUUUUGUCUCCUCGUCAGUCCAUCAGUAGCAACACCUGCAAUUUAACAGCCAACAAGGAGAACAUCCAGGUCUCUGGGCGGCCCCUCCCUCACCUGGAGCAUCACAGUGUGGACAUCCACCUGAACGCUCCGUCAGCGUCUUUCAGGCUCGCUAAUGACGGAGGAGCUUCGCCAUUGGCCAAGAGGAAAAGCCCUGAGGAAGAGGAGGUGACAGUCCAUAAACAGGUCUGUCACUCCUCCUCCACCAUGUCCUCCUCCUCCACCAUGUCCUCCUCCACCACGUCCUCCUCCUCCACCAUGUCCUCCUCCACCACGUCCUCCUCCACCACCAUGUCCUCCUCUUCCUCCCUCCUGCAAGGGAUCACUGAGUUGGAGGCGGAGCUGCUGAGCAGAUUGCAGCAGGAGGAUGAGGACCGGAGGCUGGCUCUGCUCCUGCAGAAGGAGUUGGACCAGGAGGAGAGGCAGAGAGCCACAGACAGACGGAAAGGAUCCACAGAUGCUUACCCGCUCCGUCAGCACCGCCCGGGGAGGGAGGAGGCCAGCAGGAGCAUUGUCACGCCCAGUAGAGCUUUCAAAAAGACUACAAAGACCUCUUCCUCCUCCUCUUCCUCCUCCGCCUCUGCCUCCACCUCCUCCAUCAGAGGCAGUAAACAGGCGACUCUGACCGAGAUGUUUUCAGGCCUGAACAGAUGAACUCUCUCUCUGCAUUGUGUCUCAGUGUCUCUCCACCAUCACUGGGCUCAGGUCAGAGGUCGUCAUCAUUUCUUCUUCUUUGUUUAAAAUAAAAGUAGUUUAUUAUAUUUUGAGAGAAUUUAAAGUGAGAAGUGCCGACAGAACUCUGCUCCUUCAACUUGUGGAGAGACAAGACAGAAAUAUGUGGACAGCUGAGCCCUCCCUAUGGCGUUCUUGAAUAUUCUUCACCGUCAGUCGGGUUCUUCACGGUCCGUCAGGUUCUCCAGUGGGUUCAUCAGCUGUUUCAGAGACAAACCCAACCCACUAAUUAUUUCCCUUCAGAACAGGUGUCCACACACUUCUGGCCAUAUGAUGUGAACUAAAUGAGAGUUUGAGCUGAAUAUUGAAUGUUAAACUAAUAAACCAGAUGUUUUUCUCUGUAAACAUGUUAACUUGUGACGGUUAGUUGGCGUCACAUGACACUAUCAUGAUGUCAUGAUGCUCAAGGUCAGGAUGUUGAUGCUGCGUUCAUGUCCUGUGAGAAAUAUUCAUUUGAUGAAGACUCUGGACCAGAGGUGGAAUAAAAACAGUUAUGUUGACAUCAUGUCUGCAAUGAUACCUGAGUUUCCAUCAUGUUGAUGUGAUUCAGUGUGAUGUCACGUCCUGAUGACAUCAUUUUUUUUAUGUCCUUCCAGAAUAAACAUCCUUGAGUCCUCUUAGGAAUCAGAGGAAGAUGGUUUAGAACUGAGAGUCUUCAUAUUUUUAAGAUUUGUUCCGUAUCAAAGUAAUCAAUCAAUUACAUUCACAAUCAGAAUACGUUUAUUUAUCCCGCAAACAAACAGGGACAUUUCUAAAGAACAGAAACAUAGAAACAGGAGCGCUAACAGUUCAUUUCACAGCUUGGACAGGCUCCCGAUUUAUUGGUUCUGUCAACAUUGUGGUUAACAAACAGGAACUGAAUGUUGCUGUUAGCAUCUAUCAGAUUCAUGUUAGCAUGUUAGCAUUUUUCAGAUUCAUGUUAGCAUCUAUCAGAUUCAUGUUAGCAUCUAUCAGAUUCAUGUUAGCAUGUUAGCAUUUUUCAGAUUCAUGUUAGCAUCUAUCAGAUUCAUGUUAGCAUCUAUUAGAUUCCUUUUGAGUGGAGUUCUGUGAGUGCUGCGAUCCCUCCUGCCUGAAGGGGGCGCUGAUGACAGUUUAGGUCCUUCAGUUGAUCUUUUGUCAGACAGAGAAAAGAA
Molecule: messenger RNA, 2940 nt
Organism: Acanthopagrus latus (yellowfin seabream)
Lineage: Eukaryota; Metazoa; Chordata; Actinopteri; Spariformes; Sparidae
Gene: rnf168
Product: ring finger protein 168
Exons: 8
Coding region: 377-1729 (450 amino acids)
Biological process (GO): protein ubiquitination; double-strand break repair
Cellular component (GO): site of double-strand break; nucleus
Molecular function (GO): nucleosome binding; ubiquitin-protein transferase activity
Source: RefSeq, a predicted model, not a curated record